AUGGAAGGCUCUGCCCCUCCCAACGCGAGAGAGUCUAGGAGGUUGUCACUCUGGCACAUGACGAUAUCUUCUCAUACUUCUCCUAGCCCCGACAGUGCUGUUCAAGCAGGACGAGGUUCCGAGAAAGCGAUACCUGAUGCAACGCCUCUGAACUUGAGAGAUGUCCUCAAGGAUGGAUCGUCAAUUGGGGAUGCACCAGAAGAGGCACGUUCUUGGCUUGUUGGCUUUGGAGAUCUCAAGCCAGGCACAGAAGUCUCGCGCAGAUUUCUGGACCUGCGGGAGGACCGGAACGGCGAUCAAGGUGCUGCAACGUUACUAUCCUUGUUGAUCCAAUGGGCACCUCUGUGGUCGCACAAGGCAGAGAAGGCCCGAAGGGAGAACAAGAACUCGAAGUCCGGAUCGUCCAAAGAGCAGAAAAACCUUGAUUGGUUGCUUCAAUACAUCUGCGACUACCUGAAGUUGGGUCACUCGGAUUUUGAUCCUCUGGAGCUAUCCCGCGCUGUGGAUACCAUCACUGCUCUCUGCCUCAAUAGUAGCCGCCAAAGCGACAUCAAUGGAGGCAUCAGUAUCCUUUACACCAUAAUGUCCCGUUUUGAGUAUCCGAAAAGUGGCCUUCAUCAGACUCUUGUGGUUUUGUGUGCUUCUGCUGCAAACCUGCCAGAGGCCCCUGACCACCUGUUUGACUGCGCUCGGAUAUUGGCUGCUGGUGAUCUGCAACAAGACUUCAUCAGCACACUCUACGCCUUUGUGAGGACUCCCAGUCUGAGUAACAACGGCAAAAAUCUCGCAUAUGCCCGCGGAGCUACGCGACUCUUGCGGAACCUUAUCGACGAGCAAGACAACGGAGGUAUCUUCAUCCUCUCCUUGGGAGGCUUUUUAGAGGAAUUGCACUUUGCUGCGGAACAAGGCGUCUUCCGGUUUGGCCAUGAUAUCCUCAGCUCCUUGCAUGGAAUUCUUUCAAGCAAUCGCCCAAAGUCCGAAAUCGCUGGCAUUGACUUUACCAAGGUCGUGGACAUUAUCAUGCUCUGCCUGAAAAUGACGCCGUCAGGUCAACCGCAAGCAAAUGUCCUUCGGGUUACUUCGCCACGCAUCAACCCUCAAGAGGAGGACAAGGAUCGUCAAUACGAACGCCACUUUCGAGACCGAGAAGCCAUGGCCAAAACGCUGUCCCAUGACUUCAUGAAGUUAUGGGAUUUGCUGUCCCCCUCGGAUCGGGUGACUGUCCAUGAGCUCUUCCUGAUGUUUCCACAAUAUGCUAGUCAGGCUCAGUUGACCAUGACUCUGGAUUACGCCAGGGACAAAUAUUUGUCAUCUGAGGACUGUACCGUCAGAGCCCAAUACUCGGAUCGAAUCUACACUGAUAUCGUUCUGAAUCACUCCCUUCCCCCGGUCUGCCGUUUAAAGGGUAUCGAAGUCCUUGUCCAGGCUAACAACUCGGCUGUCAAUGCAUCUUCCGAACCCAGCACAGAGUCUCAUGAUGCAUACACAUGGAUUCUGGACAGGUUGCUCAGGCAAAUUGACGUUGAGCGCGAUACCCAAGUCUUCGAGACGCUACUCAAAUCACUGGACUACAUGGCUUCGAAUUAUAAGGAGGCUGCAAAGGAUCAGGCUGCUAUCAUCCGCACGAUAGAGAAACUACGCACACUGAUCAUGGAGGGUCCUGCAGGGGUUGCUUUCGACGAUGAUCUAGCAAUUUUGGCGACAAAGGUUCUUGUGACCAUUUUCUGUUACAGUAUUCACACCGAUGCUAGAGCAGCUGCCAAUGCCUUUGAGGUCCUGCUUGAAGCAGCCAGUUCGCGCUGCAAAUCCCGACCAGCUCGUCUCGUCUCGAAACGCCUCAUUUUUAGAGUGCGAGCUGAUGAUGCAGGUUUCAUUUACAUCAGCCCUGCAAGCGAAAGCCAACACAUUGCCAGUGCUCUUGUGCGCACGAGGGAAUCGGCCGAAGUAUUCAACUCCGACUUUCCUGCUUCACAAAGACAUUCGGCCAGCAGCAGCAGCCUAUCGACCAAAGCUGAUAUUGGUGACCCGUUGUGGAUGUACCCAGAUACUGAAAAUGUCUCUUAUCCCUUUGCAGGGCGAGUAUCCGGUGGUCUUAAUGUCGACAAAGACGCCUAUCCUCAGGUGCAAGCCGAACUUGAUAUGGAUACAUGGCUAAUGAGCAUCAUUCGAUGCCUGCAAGCUGAUCAAGAUUGGGAGACUUACGGCUACACCGUUGUCCACGUUGCGGCUCAAUUGAGCAACAUCGCCCUCUUCCUCAACUCGAUCCAAACCGUCAUCAAACUACGGCAAGUCUUGUGUGAACAGAUUGUCAACAACACUUUCCGAGAGCCACCAGCCUCGACUGGACUGAAGAGGUCGGACGUCGCCUUGUGUCUGUUCAACAUCUUAGUUCAGCUGAUCCCUUACGCUACAAUGAAAUCCGAGGCCAUUCAGAAAGGGUUUGGAGACGACCUGGUUCGAGCAUUUCUUUCUGGCAUUGGCGGAGCUUGGGAAGGCACAUCACGAGGUUGCAUUCAUGCACUGUCCCUCUGCAGCCUUGAAAUCCCUUCGUCAGUCGCAACGUUGUAUCCUACCAUGAUUGAUAAGAUGUCAAAGAAUAUGACACAGACUCAUCUCACCACACAUAUCCUAGAAUUCCUCAUCCAGGUCGCGCUCUUGCCAGAAAUGCACUCCAACCUCAACCCAGACGAGAUCCAAAUGAUCUUUGGGAUCUGCAUCCAAUUCCUGGAGAAGACGAGGGAGCAACAGUAUUCGUCAGUAACUUCACCUCCUGGCAGAAUGAACCCAGCGUCAAGGCACAGUGGAAUGAAUUUUCGUCGGCCACCAUAUCGAGCGAUUAUGUUGAGUGACAUUGGUUUACCUCAAUAUGCUGCAGCAUUGGCUUAUCAUAACAUGAUCUUUUGGUUCUUGUCCCUUAGGCUCGAUAUCAGGGCGAAGUAUGUACCAUGGAUUAUCCCGAGACUCGUGUGGAAGAAUGCACGUGGGGAAGAGACUAUCGACGAGCAGAGCCAGGUUCUGAUCGACAUGAUGCAGAGGACAGCAUUCUCCGACCUUGGAGAAACUUCACCAGACCACAACUUUGCAGGUCCGGAGGAUGGACCAGUGUCAUCCGCCUCGUGGAUGGUUGGUCUCAGUAUCGUGACGGCGCAGACGGCAGGUCAUACUGGGAAGACGCAGAUAACCAAGCGCCAGGCUUCGGGUACCACAUAUGCAAGGUAUCAACCACUGACCGCUCCAUUUCCUUCACACCAUCGACCGGGCCACACUGAAAUCCGACACCAAGAAGCCACAACUGAAAUUCUCCCUCCGCACAUCAUCCUCCAGAUGGUCGCCAGUGCGGCUACAACCACUGCAGCCGAUCAACCACUGCUCCUACCUCAGGAUGACCUUGUUCAACGGGCGCUUGAGAGCUUCGAUCGCAUUCCAACCGUUACUAGCCACAAGAUUGGGGUGCUUUACAUCGGGCCCGGGCAGACUGCUGAGUCUGAAUACCUUGCAAACACGAGUGGGAGUCCCGACUUUGACCGUCUGCUCGAUGGUCUGGGGUACGUGGUAUCACUUGAGCCGCCGCUCAACUUCAAUCCCCAAGGCCUAGAAUUCCCGCGAGACGGCACGCAUAGUAUAGCAUGGAGGGACCGAGUGGAAGAGAUUAUCUACCACAUUCCGGUUAUGAUGCCAACAGAUCUCGAAGACGAUCCCCAAUGUAUCACCAAGAAGUCGCACGUCGGCAACUGUCACGUCAACAUCGUCUUCAACCGAUCUGGAGUUGAAUGGGACUUCAACAACUUCAAGUCGCAGCUGAAUUAUGUGAACAUUGUGAUCCGACCUGCUUGCCGUGGCCGAGAAACCCCAGAUGCGGAUUUCAUGCCGGGUUUUUACUGGGUUUGCGUGGUUACAAGAGACGAUUUACCAAAUAUAUCACCAGCAGCCGAUCCCAAGAUCAUCUCUGCUGCGCAGCUUGGGCCUUUUGUGCGAACACUGGCGUUGAAUUCCAACAUGUUUUGCCAGACGUGGAACACCAAAGACGAUGACCUGGAGUUUCCCAGCGCUUGGAGAGCCAGGUUUCAACAGAUCAAAAGACUCAAAGAGCGCGUGAUGAGUAAAUCAGGUGACAAGCACUCGACGUCAGCUGCCCCAGCCGCCGCGAGCAGCACCGGCAUUGCGUCGGCCUCAUCAAAUGGUAGAAGGACCCCAGUACUACGGGAGAGGGACGGUGCUCUAGCUUCCCAGCUAGACUUCAGUUCGUGGACCAUCUAA
Fonsecaea nubica is the source of this 4257-nucleotide messenger RNA. RefSeq lists its product as hypothetical. The record is from RefSeq and is a predicted model, not a curated record. Bases 1 to 4257 code for a protein of 1418 amino acids. Gene Ontology annotation, cellular component: TSC1-TSC2 complex; nucleus; cytoplasm. The transcript is spliced from 2 exons. NCBI's taxonomy places the organism in Eukaryota, Fungi, Ascomycota, Eurotiomycetes, Chaetothyriales, Herpotrichiellaceae. Gene Ontology annotation, molecular function: GTPase activator activity. Gene Ontology annotation, biological process: negative regulation of TOR signaling; regulation of small GTPase mediated signal transduction; positive regulation of GTPase activity.